This is a messenger RNA of Leptomonas pyrrhocoris, 2253 nucleotides long. Its product is annotated as putative zeta tubulin. Gene Ontology annotation, biological process: microtubule cytoskeleton organization; mitotic cell cycle. Gene Ontology annotation, cellular component: cytoplasm; microtubule. The record is from RefSeq and is a predicted model, not a curated record. Gene Ontology annotation, molecular function: structural constituent of cytoskeleton; GTP binding. The transcript has a single exon. Bases 178 to 2253 code for a protein of 691 amino acids. Lineage: Eukaryota; Euglenozoa; Kinetoplastea; Trypanosomatida; Trypanosomatidae.
GCAGCACAAAGAAAAAGACAUCGCCUUGCGAUGCAUUCGGUGUGCAGCCAGACAGCUCACUGCGUUGUAUAGAACAAAAGAGAAGACCGAAUAUAUAUAUACAUACAUUUCAGCUACUCGAGCAGGCUUCGCUCCGCUUCAUCGGAUUACCUGAAAUUUAUCUCCCAUUUAGGUGCAAUGGCGAUCGUUGUGGUGCUGGUCGGCCAGUGCGGCAACCAGUUCGGCGAUGAGCUCUUCACUCAGUUGGCACUCUGCACCGGCAUCACUUCCAGCUCCAGCCCGACUUCGAAAGCGGCCAAAACAGCUCUCCCCUCCGUCGCGUCGCCCUCUGCCUCCUCCUCUGUGGUCUCUCCCUUCUUCACACGCGAUGGCAUGGCCCGCUGCGUCCUCGUCGACACGGAGCCGAAGGUUGUCUUGGGGGUUCGCCAGCGCCACGCCAACUUCAUGAGACAGGAGAACGUGAUUCACGGCCAGUCCGGCCGCGGCAACAAUUGGGGCCUCGGCUACCACGGGGUGAAGACGGCGGGCAGCAAGCGCAACGAGGACAACGCCGCGGUGCAGCGCGCCUUCCGCAACAUCGCCCGCGACCAGCGCGAGGACGACGACAACGUGCUGGGCAAAGCGCUGCAGGCCAUCUACCGCGAAACACGCCGCACGAGUGACGCGGACGACGGCACGGGCGGCUUUGAGGCGAUCGUGAUUAUGCACAGCCUCGUUGGCGGCACCGGCAGCGGGCUUGCCUCGCGGCUGACGGAGCGGCUGCGGUUGUACUUCACGGCACCGCCGCCUGGUCAGCAAAUCGAUGAGGUGUACGAGUCGACGAUGAUGCGCAUUGACGGCUUCGAUGGCGGUCUGUACGGGGCACAGCGGCGGGCGCGGCACCUCGUGAACGUCGCCGUCGCACCCCAGGUGGUCGGCGAGGUCGCCACGCAGGGCCUGAAUGCGGCCCUCACGCUGCACGUUUUGCAGAAGCACGCCGAUGCAGUUGUGCUGCUGCGCAACGAUGACGCGAUGGCGCCUGGGGAGGUGCGGGGGAGCAGCGUCUGCGACGGUGCCUCGGUCCUGCAUCGGUGCGUGACCUUCAAAGAGGCGAACGAGGUUCUGGUCGCGCUGCUGCUGCCGGUCCUGCGCUACGGCGUGGAGGUGGGCUGCAUUACCCAACUGCUCACGCAGUGCAUUCCUCCGGGCUACCGACGGACCACCGGUGGAAAUAAAAUACUGACGCUGCUCCCCACGCCACAGCGGAGCUACGCCGCCCUGCGGCAGUGUGUCCAUCGCGCGCUCUUCUGCGCCAUUGAGGGCGGCCGCGUGUUUAUGCCAGGCUACAAGCCAACGGUGCCGAUCGAGGACCUGCUGAGCAAGACGGCCCAGCAGCUGUCGAGCAGUCAGCCGCGUCGGGCGUCCAACGCCAAUGGUAACGGCAGGACCGCGGGCUUUACCGGCGGCACCAAAGCCAAGCUAAAGCCGUCCCCUAGCACACGCAAGGGGCCACCACCAUCGUCUGCCCAACAGCCGCGGCAAUCCACAAUAGCAACAACAAGCUCCUCCACUUCACGCACGCGCAUUACAGGCGAGGAUACGGACAGCUACGAGGUAGUCCCCUACGUGAGGCAACGUCGGCUGUCGGGGCAGCGGCAGCGGCAGCAACUCGGGUUUCGCGUCGAGGACGAAGGCGGGGUGGCGCGAGCGGUGCCGUCGUCCGCGAAAGGGCCGUUUGCCUCCGCGAGUGCCUCCGCGUCUUCCGCGCGUCGACCACUGGUGACUCCGUUCUCUUCUCCGCCAGCCAAGGCGCGGUCACGGGUGCAGGCGCCUGUGCGUGCGGUGGCAACGCGUCUGCGUUACGGCGAUGAGGAGAGAGAGGGAGAAAGGGACGAAAGAGACAGAAGCUCUUGCAUAGAAGGCGACGAGCAGCACGACGCCGACGGCGACGGGGGCGAAGAGCAGGAGGACGCGAACCGACGGGUCUUUCAGCGGUGCAGUACCAAGAUCCCUCCGCCGCUCUACCGCCACUAUCAGCAGCUGUCUCGUGCCCCUGUGACGAAGAUGUUUGAGACAAUUGACGGCGUGCUUUUGCUGAAUGAGGCUGUGGAGCUGGAUCGCAGAGUACUUUUCCCACUGCUGAAGUCCGCCGCGUUGAAGGUGUCGUCGGGGGCUUUCAUGUCGUCGUAUGAGGACGUUGGGGUGACCUCCGAGCGCGUGACGCGUUCUAUUCGCGAAGUCGCAGAGGUCAUGGCAGACUCCGAAGCGCUGUGA